AUGGCGCCAAAGCCGAAGAGUACCGGCCCUGUUGAGGUAGGCGGGAGCGCGCCUAGAGUCGCCGCUCCCAAGACUGCACCGAGGAAGCGCACAGCUGCACCUAAGCCCAAGGACAACAGCACCGCCAAAACUACCACCGGCGCACAAACCUCGAGCUCAGACCAAAAUGCAGCUGCCACGGACCAGAGCGCUCAACCCAAGAAGAAGCCCACGGUGGCGGGAGAUGAUAUGGAUGCGCUUUUGCGACCUUUCUACUACAGCAAAAGUCUUACCGACCCCAUCAACACCGCUCAGGACAAGUGGAAUCUACUGCCGGCCUUCCUACGAGUCAAGGGUCUGAUCAAGCAGCAUACUGACUCAUUCGACUACUUUUGCGAUGUCGAAUUGAAGAAGAUCCUCAAGGCCAACGAGAUGAUCAUCUCCAAAGAAUCGAAUGGGAAGAAGUGGAUCAGAUUCACCGAUAUCCGGGUCGGAGAGCCUUCUCGUACGGAAGAUGCCCACAAAGGGUAUGUUCAGACGCAAGUGACUCCUAACGAAUGUCGGCUCAGAGACAUGACGUACGCUGCUCCCAUCUACAUCGACUAUGUAUACCCAAAACAGUCUGGCAACGUCAGAAAGACGGAUGUGCUGAUUGGAAGGAUGCCUAUGAUGUUGCGGAGCUCAAGAUGCGUGCUGAGCGGCCGACCUGAAUCCGAUAUGGGCAUGCUGAACGAGUGCGCUGUUGAUCCAGGAGGCUACUUUAUCGUGCGGGGCCAAGAGAAGGUCAUUCUGGUGCAGGAACAGCUCAGCAAGAACCGAAUCAUCGUCGAAUCCUUCAAAGGCAUGAUCCAGGCGUCAGUGACCAGUCACACCGCGAACGUCAAGACCAAGACGUACGUCGUCUUGAAGAAAGGUCACCUCUACCUCAAGCACAACUCUCUGACCGAGGACAUUCCUGUCGCGAUCGCCCUUCGAGCUAUGGGCGUACAGUCUGAUCACGAAAUUCUGCUCCUCGCCGCAGGAAAUGAUGCCCAAUAUCAAGACGAAUUCGCACCGAAUCUCGAGAUGGCGGCCCUCGAAGGCGUCUUCACUCAGGAACAGGGUCUCGACUUCAUCGCAACAAGACUAAAGCCUGAGCGUUUUCCGGUCUUUCAACAUCCAUCAGGGGAGCCCAAGACCGCGAAACAGAAAGCAAUGGAGAAAUUAGCCGCGACCAUCAUUCCUCAUGUUCCAGUAGAGGACAUGAACUUUCGACCCAAAGCCCUGUACAUCGCCUUCAUGACGCGGAGGGUGUUGAUGGCAAUUAUAGAUCCAAAGCUGGUCGAUGACCGAGACUACGUGGGAAACAAGCGACUCGAGUUGGCUGGCCAAAUGCUGGCACUGCUAUUUGAGGAUCUGUUCAAAGACUGUACUCGGCAAAUCAUGAUCAACAUGGAAAAGCAACUGAAGAAGUCAAAUCCUACACAGGAAUUCGAUCCUCUACGGCUGAUCGAACAGUGCGAUGCACGAAUUACCAGCGGCAUGGAGCGUGCGAUCUCGACUGGUAACUGGACGCUGAAGCGCUUUCGUAUGGAUCGAGCUGGUGUCACACAUGUCCUAAGCAGAUUGAGUUACAUCAGCGCGCUCGGCAUGAUGACCAGAAUCACUAGUCAGUUUGAGAAGACACGAAAGGUUUCCGGUCCUCGUGCACUGCAGCCCUCCCAGUUCGGCAUGCUCUGCACUUCUGAUACGCCCGAAGGAGAAGCUUGCGGUCUUGUUAAAAACUUGGCGCUCAUGACACAUAUUACGACUGCAGAUGAAGAAGAUCCGGUACGGAAGAUCAUGUACGUGCUUGGUGCAGAGGAGGUCACAUCAGCGUCUGGCGCGGAGAUCUACAAUGACGGCGCCUACAUCAUCUUCGUGAAUGGCACGCCUACUGCCUUGACUAGACAGCCAAAACGCUUCUUGAACGGCUUUCGAAAAUUCAGACGGAUGGGCCGCAUCUCCGAGUUCGUCAGCAUCUUCAUCAAUCACCAUCAUAACGGCGUCCAUAUCGCGACAGACGAAGGUCGGGUAUGCCGACCGCUGAUAGUGGUCGAGCAAGGCAAGUCGAAAGUCACCACUCGCUUCCUCGAGUCAUUACGGAAGGGCUCUAUGAACUUCGACGACGCACUCUCCCGUGGCAUUGUGGAGUAUCUCGAUGUCAACGAGGAGAACGAUUCUAACAUUGCAGUAUAUGAGAAGGAUAUUGACGAGCACACCACACACUUGGAGAUUGAGCCUUUUACAAUUCUUGGUGCUGUAGCUGGUCUUAUUCCGUACCCACAUCACAACCAAUCGCCAAGGAACACAUACCAGUGUGCCAUGGGUAAGCAAGCUAUCGGUGCCAUAGCGUACAAUCAAUUCACUCGAAUCGAUACCUUGCUCUACCUGAUGGUUUAUCCACAAGCGCCAAUGGUCAAGACGAGGACUAUCGAGCUGGUCAAGUACGACAAGUUACCGGCCGGUCAGAAUGCUGUGGUUGCGGUCAUGUCAUACUCUGGAUACGACAUCGAGGAUGCACUAGUGCUCAACAAAGCUUCAUGCGAUCGGGGUUUCGGGCGCUGUCAAGUCUUCAAGAAGGUCAGCAUGCCACUGAAGACCUACGGCAAUGGUGCCCAAGACCGAAUGGGACAACCGGAGAAAAACAACACACGGCAUCGAAAGAUUGGCACAGAUGGCCUGGUCGAAGUCGGCCAAGAGCUGGAGAACUCCGACAUGUACAUGCUCAAGGAGUGUCCAGUCAAUCAAGCCACUUCUGUCUCUCAACGCGACCAGAAAUGGUCGCCUAUGCAUAUGUCCUACAAGCUACCGGACCCAUGCUACGCGGAUAAGGUCAUGGUCACAGCAAACGAGGCCAACAGUACUAUCAUCAAGAUUCAGACACGGCAGACCCGAAGACCAGAGAUCGGCGACAAGUUCUCAUCACGUCACGGACAGAAAGGUGUCGUCGGAUUGCUCGCCGAACAAGCAGACAUGCCUUUUUCAGACCAAGGCGUAGUUCCGGAUAUCAUCAUGAAUCCUCACGGUUUCCCUUCCCGUAUGACAGUCGGCAAGAUGUUGGAGCUUGUCUCUGGAAAGGCCGGUGUGCUAGCCGGCAAGCACGAGUACGGCACAGCCUUCGGCGGCAGCAAAGUCGAAGACAUGGGUCGAACUCUCGUCAAGCACGGGUUCAGCUACUCUGGCAAAGAUUGCCUCACGUCCGGCAUCACGGGCGAGAGUUUGCCCAUGUAUGUCUUCUUCGGACCCAUCUACUACCAAAAGCUGAAGCACAUGGUGCAAGACAAGAUGCAUUCUCGAUCUACUGGACCACGGGCGAUCUUGACACGACAGCCGACAGAAGGUCGUUCGAGACAGGGUGGUCUGCGUCUGGGAGAGAUGGAACGUGACUGUCUGAUUGCCUACGGCGCUAGCCAACUUCUCCUCGAACGCUUGAUGAUCAGUUCAGAUGCGCACGAGGUUGAUGUGUGCCAAGUCUGCGGCAUGAUGGGCUACAAUGGCUGGUGCCAGAGCUGCUCCAGCACCCGCUCUGUCGUUCGUAUGACGAUGCCUUAUGCGGCGAAGCUGCUUAUUCAAGAGUUGAUGAGCAUGAACGUCAAGGCAUCUUUGCAGCUGGCCGAUGAGUUCCCUCGCGAGGAGUAG
This is a messenger RNA of Fulvia fulva, 3639 nucleotides long. Its product is annotated as DNA-directed RNA polymerase III subunit RPC2. Gene Ontology annotation, biological process: DNA-templated transcription. The transcript has 2 exons. Lineage: Eukaryota; Fungi; Ascomycota; Dothideomycetes; Mycosphaerellales; Mycosphaerellaceae. The record is from RefSeq and is a predicted model, not a curated record. Gene Ontology annotation, molecular function: DNA-directed RNA polymerase activity; DNA binding; ribonucleoside binding. Bases 1 to 3639 code for a protein of 1212 amino acids. Gene Ontology annotation, cellular component: RNA polymerase III complex.